This is a messenger RNA of Purpureocillium takamizusanense, 2410 nucleotides long. RefSeq lists its product as uncharacterized. The record is from RefSeq and is a predicted model, not a curated record. The transcript is spliced from 2 exons. Lineage: Eukaryota; Fungi; Ascomycota; Sordariomycetes; Hypocreales; Ophiocordycipitaceae. Bases 364 to 2349 code for a protein of 661 amino acids.
CAGAAAUAAUAAUUUCCAUGGGUGACACUCUUGGAGCCAUGCUGGCGAACAUGCCCGACACUGGUUGGGGGCUAGUUCCGUCUACACCGGCCGCCAUGCCGCAAUGGUGGGGUCGAACCGGGCUCUGGAGUGGGUGUCACCCUCCAACAGGGCCGCGGUCGUUGGUGAUGUCAAUCCACACUACUGGACCCUCUGAGUAUACAUCGUCAGUUUGUCAUCAUUGCCACCAUCCUAUCGUGGCCGCAUAUUGCCAGGUAAUCUUCUCGGUGCCAUGAUGGGAUGAUGAGAUCCUACGCAUCUACGCACGCAAUAAUCCGCUCUUGACUUUGGUCCCGCUCACACGCCGACAAACAUCUGCCGUUGAUGCUCUUCCGAGCCGCUGUACCCGGACUGACCCGACGGCUCUGUUUCCGAACCACGUCCGCCAUGGCCACGGCGCGUCAGCCGAACGGCAAUCUUAUGGCGCAGAAGGCCGGUUCGUCGCUCGAGGACCUGCCCAAGUCCUGGACCUUCACGCAGUCACUCCCGCCUGACGCCCGGUUCCCGACGCCGGCCGAGUCUCACAAGACGCCCCGCGACCAAAUCGGCCCGCGGCAGGUCCGCAACGCCCUCUUCACCUGGGUGCGCCCCGAGCAGCAACAGGACCCCGAGCUCUUGGCCGUGAGCCCCGCUGCCCUGCGUGACCUGGGCAUCAAGGAUAGCGAGGUCAAGACCGACGACUUCCGCCAGUUCGUCGCCGGCAACAAGCUCUACGGUUGGGACGAGGAGAAGCUCGAGGGGGGGUACCCGUGGGCGCAGUGCUACGGAGGCUUUCAGUUUGGACAGUUUGCUGGUCAGCUCGGUGACGGGAGGGCCAUUUCGCUGUUCGAGACGACCAACCCGGCGUCCGGCACGCGCUACGAGCUGCAGCUCAAGGGCGCCGGCCUGACGCCUUACUCGCGCUUCGCCGACGGCAAGGCUGUUUUGCGAUCGAGCAUCCGCGAGUUCGUCGUCUCCGAGGCCCUGAACGCGCUCAAGAUCCCCACGACCCGGGCGCUGUCGCUCACGCUCCUGCCGCACUCCAAGGUGAGGCGCGAGACCAUCGAGCCCGGGGCCAUCGUCCUGCGCUUCGCCCAGUCGUGGCUGCGGCUGGGUAACUUUGAUAUCUUGCGCGCGAGAGGAGACAGGGACCUAAUCAGGAAACUCGCCACGUACAUUGCCGAAGAUGUCUUUGGGGGCUGGGAAAACCUCCCUGGCCGGCUUGCGGACCCCGAAAAGCCAGACCAGUCGCCGGCGCCGAAGCGUGGGUUAGGGCCAAAAGACAUUGAAGGACCUGAUGAGACAGCGGAAAACAGGUUUACCAGGCUGUACCGCGAGAUUGUGAGGAGGAACGCCCUCACGGUCGCUGCCUGGCAGGCGUACGGCUUCAUGAAUGGCGUCUUGAACACGGACAACACGUCCAUCUACGGCCUGUCAAUAGACUUUGGACCGUUUGGGUUCAUGGAUACCUUUGAUCGCUCCUACACACCCAACCACGACGACCACAUGCUGCGAUACAGCUACGGUAACCAGGUUACCAUCAUCUGGUGGAACCUCGUCCGGUUCGGAGAGGCUAUUGGCGAAUUGAUAGGUGCCGGGGCCAUGGUGGACGACGAGACAUUCGUUGCCGAGGGCGUCAAGGAGAACCAAGAGGAGGAGAUCGUCUCUCGUGCGGAGAAGCUCAUCAUGCAGACCGGCGAGGAGUAUAAGGCUACCGCCCUUGCGGAGUACCAGCGGCUCAUGACUGCUCGCCUGGGCCUUCGAGAGGCUCAAAAGUCAGAUUAUGACGAGCUCAUCAGCGCCAUCUUUACGACCAUGGAGACCCUCGAAUUAGAUUUCAGCCACUUCUUCCGCCGCCUGAGUGGCCUCAAGCUGGCGGACCUCUCCACCCCGGAGGCCCGAAAGGAAAAGGCCUCCGUCUUUUUCCACCAGGAGGGACCGCCCAAGACGGCCAGCGAGGGCGAGGCCCGGGAUCAGCUCGCGUCUUGGCUCGAUAAGUGGCGGGCAAGGAUCAUUGCUGACUGGCAGGACGGUGACGGCACUGUGUCCCCGGCACGGGACGAGGAGCGCAUGCAGGCGAUGAAGCAGGUCAACCCCAAUUUUGUCCCUCGCGGCUGGAUCCUCGACGAGGUCAUCCGACGCGUCGAAAAGGAAGGCGAGAGGGACGUCCUUGAUCGCAUCAUGCACAUGGCGCUGAACCCAUUCGAAGAGGCCUGGGACGGGCGCACCUUCAAUGGUGCUACGUGGAAGGGCGAUGCAGAGGAGGAGCAGCGAUGGGUUGGCGAGGUGCCCAGGACUGAACGGGCCCUCCAGUGUAGCUGCAGCUCAUAGCGUGGCGUGUGCCUGGCAACUUUAAAUAGAGAGAGACCUGCUCAACAGGAGAACAUGCACC